GCAAUGAAGGAGCAGUCAAAAAUUAUUUUACCCUCCCUCUCUGUCUCCCGUUCGUGAAUCCCAGGAGAAAGCCGAAGCCCCUUCGACGACCCGGCCUCGCCUCCUCUACGCUAGCCGAGCCCGAACCCACUUUCGCCGACUUGCCCUAGCCGCCGGCUGUCCCCUUUGCUACAGGUGGCCUUGUUCAAUAUAAUUCUAGGAUAACAGUUUGCGUACCUCAUGUGGAUAAUUUCUUAGAAUGUUUGGAACCAUGGACUAUUGGCUAUUAUCAUGUUCAUCAAAACUUUAUUUUCCCCCUUGUCUUCCUUUGCGAGGACAAUAUCACUGGCAUACGCUGUCGUUUUUCUUCAGAAUUUAUAAGUCUCUCCCUCAAUAUCGCUUCAUUUAGUUGAUAGUGUCCUUCAAAAGUUUCAAGUAACUAUGGAGAAGAGAUGGACUCUUAGUGAUUUUGAAAUUGGAAAGCCACUAGGAAGAGGAAAAUUUGGUCAUGUCUUUUUGGCCAGAGAAAAGAAGAGUAAUCACAUAGUGGCAAUAAAAGUUCUUUUCAAGAGCCAGCUAAAGCAAUCCCAGGUGGAGCAUCAGCUCCGAAGGGAAGUAGAAAUCCAGAGUCAUCUCAGACAUACAAAUAUAUUGCGGUUAUAUGGGUACUUCUAUGAUCAGACAAGAGUUUAUUUGAUAUUAGAGCAUGCUGCAAAAGGAGAGCUUUAUAAAGAAUUGCAGAAGUGCAAAUAUUUCAGUGAGAAGCGAGCAGCCACGUAUAUUGCAUCAUUGGCUCGAGCUCUAAUCUACCUGCAUGGAAAGCAUGUCAUUCACCGAGAUAUCAAACCUGAGAAUCUUCUUCUGGGAACACAGGGCGAAGUAAAAAUUGCAGAUUUUGGGUGGUCAGUUCACACAUUUAAUCGCAGGAAGACAAUGUGUGGCACUUUGGAUUACCUUCCACCUGAAAUGGUUGAAAGUGUAGAGCAUGAUGCUAGUGUAGACAUUUGGAGCUUGGGUGUGCUAUGCUUUGAAUUCCUCUAUGGUGUACCGCCAUUUGAGGCCAAGGAACACUCAGAUACAUACAGAAGAAUCGUCGAAGUUGAUCUGAAGUUUCCUUCAAAUCCCAUCGUGUCUUCGGCUUCAAAGGACUUGAUAAGUAAGAUGCUCGUCAAAGACUCCUCGCAGCGUCUUCCACUCCACAAGCUACUUGAGCAUCCAUGGAUUAUUCAAAAUGCCGAUCCUUCUGGUAUUUCUUGAAACUUAUCCUAGUAACUGUGAGGUCCUCAAGAAAAUUGACAUCAAUGAAACUAGAAGCAGAGUAGUAAUUCACAUACUGUGUUGUCUGUUAAAGGAGAAAAUUUGCUGUCCUUCUAUUAUUGUAUUGAAACUGGAAUAGCUAUUCCGAGGUUUUUGAAAAUUUGCUUUUGAUGUUGGAAAAUUUUAAUCAUUGGUUGUUAUUUUAAUUCACCUCACCUAAUAAUUUCGGUUCUUACCA
Dendrobium catenatum is the source of this 1474-nucleotide messenger RNA. Its product is annotated as serine/threonine-protein kinase Aurora-1. Lineage: Eukaryota; Viridiplantae; Streptophyta; Magnoliopsida; Asparagales; Orchidaceae. Gene Ontology annotation, molecular function: ATP binding; protein kinase activity. Gene Ontology annotation, cellular component: chromosome passenger complex; spindle microtubule; spindle midzone. Bases 421 to 1236 code for a protein of 271 amino acids. The record is from RefSeq and is a predicted model, not a curated record. Gene Ontology annotation, biological process: protein phosphorylation; mitotic spindle organization; regulation of cytokinesis. The transcript is spliced from 10 exons.